CGUAAGAGCGGGUCGGUCAGAGCUCGUGAGAUGACGUGCCAAACAGUGCCCAGUUACACCAUGGACAAGACCACCCAGAAGAGUGCAACCACCAGCAGGGACAACAGCUGUAUGGCCACACAGUGGAUUAUGUACGACGAGUACCGCAAGACUGACGACAGAAAGCGGGAAGAUGAGUUGUCUCGAUUGGAUACUCGGAUGGAGAUCGAAUAUUACCUCGGGGAGUACCAAGGACACAUGGACCAGCAAGAGGAACAGCAGGAGGAAGAUGAUGUGGAAGAGAGAGUGGAUCGAGUGCGCGGGGUGGAGGUGUCAGGGCUGCUGCGAGGUCUGGGCUGGGUGGAGCGACAACUCUCCUCUAACGCCAACAUUCACCUCCUCCACGCCUACACUGACUCUGUGCAUCAGACGCAGCAACAGAAAACACGGCUCAAGCCCGGGACAGAGACGAGCGAAUGGUGUGACAGCGACGGUGAGGGGUGUCGGGCGGAGGAACUGUGGCACUACUGGUGUGAAGCCAUCAGCGGCUGUAGAGUCAACGGCGUCACCUUCUGCAGUAGCUCCCCCGUCAGUACCAAUACCUCUUACACUUAAAGAAACUCGAAGGAAUUGAUAUUUACCACAAGUUACUCUAUCUGCCUCUGAAUCAUAUAUUCCCUCAACCAGUAUCUGUGUACAAUGAUACUAACAUGCAUCAUCGUUAUUAUCAUUACCAUUAUUUUUAUUAUUACUAUUAUCAUUAGUGUCUGUGUCUGGUGUGUGUGUGUGUGUGUGUGUGUCUCAGUUCCAGCCAUAGCUCCAGACGUGCAGCAGUUAGAGACGUGAAACUUUACACACAUAUCACCUGAGCGCCAAGGUUGUGCACCUUGGUAUUACUAUUGACCAUGGACCCCCGGGCGGUCUGAGCAAGAACGAAAAAUCUUCCGUGACUGAGAUACCACAACGGCGAGUGUGGGAGGUGGUUACCCGCGUCAGGGAGGACAAACUCUGACAGUCAAGGGCAUACAGCAUAUACCUAACCCGAAAGAAGCCGGACAAUUUUGCUAGUCAAUAAUAAAAACAUGAUUUAUUCUCAUUAUCGCCCAAAUUUUUCAUUUCUAAAUAUAAAUUUCGUAACCCUUUUCUAUGUGAAGUAAUAUCAGUCGGUAUUCCCGACACCAGGUAUAUAAACCGUAGUUAUUACACAUAUUAUAUCUCGCCAGCAUUACCAUCAAGGCAACGACCUGUGACGCAGUUUGACCGUUACAGUGGUUGUUGCUGGUGGCUUACGGUAGCCCCUCCUUCACCCACAACACCGGGGGGCUUCUCUCUGGCUGGAGUGCUAAGAGAAUAGGUCAACCGGAGCUUAGGCUGUCACUGCCGGGUCCGGCCACAGUAGUCAGCUCGUGUCCAGGGGCGCCCCAGCUGUGCUGUGUCGCUCUCCUGGACGGAACGCUUCACGUGUACCAGCUGGAUACCUCCCCCCCACAGCUGGUAAUGGACACCAG
Messenger RNA from Homarus americanus (American lobster), 1487 nucleotides. RefSeq lists its product as uncharacterized. Bases 31 to 594 code for a protein of 187 amino acids. The transcript is spliced from 6 exons. NCBI's taxonomy places the organism in Eukaryota, Metazoa, Arthropoda, Malacostraca, Decapoda, Nephropidae. The record is from RefSeq and is a predicted model, not a curated record.